UGUGACUUGAGCGCAGCCUAACAAUUGCACGAUCAGUUGCUUCGCCGGUUCGUUGCAGUCGCACACGUGACGACGGAUUAUUGUUGGAGUCAUUGGCGGCCUGUCCGCUUUCAAAUAAACUCUUGGCAAGCGACUCUUGGACUCGCAAUGCAUUUUGCCUUUGUAGAAAGAGGGGGAGAGAGAGAGAGAGAUAUUCAUGCGCGAGGAUGGAUCGACCAGGGUGUUGAAGCCACACAUGCACCUUGGUGUGCGAUCGGCGCUGACGCAACCCAGGUGGCAGUAUCUUACGUAGACCCUUCUGCUGGAGCUGCCGCCAGCCAUAACCAGACACUGAACAACGAAGCUGCUCAUCAUUUCGUGUUGGCGCGGGCCGCCUCGUCGCAGGGGGGCGCCUGGGCCGAGUCGCUCCAGGACGCCUCGCUGGGCCACACGGUCGCGAGCCUGAAGGAUGUGGCGGGCGAUCUGCAGCAGGACGAGGCCCAGGAGGAUUCGGACGUGAAGAGCAUGGAGAAGCAGAUUGUCGCUCUUGUGCGGAAGAGGGACGCGGAGAAGAAGCACGCCGCGCGGAAGGCGCGGGAGCUCGCGUUCAUCCGCGCGGAGGUGAGCCGCCUCGAGGCCAAAAGCGCCGCCCGGUCCCGCGGCAGCAAAGCUGCCGCCGCCGCGGACACUGCGGCAGGUGAUUCGGCCGCGCAGGACGCCGCCGCGGCGGCCGACGGCUCCGCCGCCGGCGGGCAGGACACGAGCGACCUGGGCGAGGCG
Messenger RNA from Prorocentrum cordatum, 759 nucleotides. The record is from the annotation of a GenBank genome assembly. NCBI's taxonomy places the organism in Eukaryota, Dinophyceae, Prorocentrales, Prorocentraceae.